UGACGAAGUCACAUGACUUCCUGAGACCGCGUGAUUCAGAACCAUAACAAUGAUCAACGUGCAAAUGUAACGCUGCAAUAAGCGUUUAAGUCAGUCUUAAAUCAUUGAAGUGCAGAUAUUUUAACAAAUGUCACCAUGAUCGUUUUGACUUUUGUCCUUUUACUCGUCACUUUCCCGUGCGGAGCUCGCUACACUGCAGACUGGACGAGUCUGGACGCCCGUCCUCUGCCCUCCUGGUAUGGUGAGGCAAAAGUGGGCAUCUUCAUCCACUGGGGAGUUUUUUCCGUACCUGGUUUUGACAGCGAGUGGUUCUGGUGGCACUGGCAAGGUCAAACACCUCCUGAUCCCAAAUGUGUUGCUUAUAUGGACAACAACUACCCGCCUGGGUUCAGCUAUCCGGAAUUUGCACCCGAGUUUAAUGCACAGUUUUUUAAGCCGGAAGAGUGGGCGGAUAUAUUCAAUGCUUCUGGAGCAAAAUAUGUGGUCCUGACAGCCAAACAUCAUGAAGGUUUUACCAACUGGGAAUCUCCCAACUCUUGGAACUGGAAUUCUGUCGAUACCGGUCCGCACAGAGACCUCGUCGGAGACUUGGGGGAGGCUGUGCGGAACCGGUCGCUGCACUUUGGACUCUACAAUUCCCUUUACGAAUGGUUCAACCCUCUUUACCUGAAGGACAAGCAGAAUGGAUUCCAAACUCAGGAAUUUGUGCUUCACAAAUUAUUACCCGAGUUGUAUAAUAUGGUUGUGAGGUACAGACCUGAGGUGAUCUGGUCUGAUGGAGACUGGGAAGCACCAGACACAUAUUGGAAUUCCACGCAGUUCCUUGCCUGGCUCUACAAUGAUAGCCCUGUUAAAGAUACAGUGGUGACCAAUGACAGAUGGGGAGCCGGCUGUGCAUGUAAACAUGGAGGUUACUACAACUGUGAAGACAAAUAUACACCAGGUCAGCUGCCCUCGCAUAAGUGGGAGAAAUGCACGUCUGUGGACAAGUUAUCUUGGGGUUACCGUAGGAACAUGAAGAUGAGUGACCUGAUGGACCUGCCUACCAUCAUAGAGGAUUUGGUUCACACUGUGGCGCUGGGGGGUAACUACCUCCUAAAUGUGGGCCCCACUCCUGACGGAAUGAUCCCAGUUGUGUUUGAGGAGCGGCUGAGGGGAGUCGGGGCUUGGCUUGAAGUCAAUGGGGAGGCUGUCUACUCCUCGGAACCUUGGAGGGUUCAGAUGGAAAACAGCUCCGUGCCAGUAUGGUAUACAUCCAAAGGGGACAGCAUUUAUGCCAUCUUGACGAGAAAGCCCCCCAAGCCCACUGUGCAGCUUUUGGAACCCAAAACAUCAGCCAACACCAAGGUGACGUUGUUGGGGAACCCGGUGCCUUUAUCUUGGUCACCUAUCAAACCAAAUGCCGGCCUUACGAUUGUUUUACCUGAACUCUGCGACACGGCAGGAAAAGCCUGGACCCUCAAACUUGAUGGUGUCAAGUGAACGUUCAACAUUGCAAGGAGCUGCCGGACCAGGAGAGACCCUCUUCCGCCCCUCCACAAUCCAUCAGCCUCCCAGCAGUGUUCUCCUUGUCAUCAUAGCAUCGAGAAGUUUAUGGAUGUGUAUGUUUUGUUUCUGACACGGGUGUUUUAUUCAAGCACUUGACUCAUGAUCACCAAUAAAGCAAAGUAACAAACGA
Syngnathus typhle (broad-nosed pipefish) is the source of this 1678-nucleotide messenger RNA. Its product is annotated as tissue alpha-L-fucosidase-like. Gene Ontology annotation, biological process: fucose metabolic process; glycoside catabolic process. Gene Ontology annotation, cellular component: lysosome. NCBI's taxonomy places the organism in Eukaryota, Metazoa, Chordata, Actinopteri, Syngnathiformes, Syngnathidae. Bases 136 to 1482 code for a protein of 448 amino acids. The record is from RefSeq and is a predicted model, not a curated record. The transcript has 9 exons. Gene Ontology annotation, molecular function: alpha-L-fucosidase activity.